CACAGACGGCAGGCGCCCAUGGGCAAAUGUGAUAGCUUAAUGGUGAAUACGUGCGGGCGGGUUUCGUGGCUGAGCUUGUGUUUAGGUACAUAAUGGUGGUAUGUUUUGAUGUGAUUCGAGUGCACUAAGUUGUGUUUUUUUUUCUUAAAGCAUUGCAGAUCCAGUUUUAACCGCACUGCAAAAGUAUUAGCUCACAAUGCGGAUGAGUCUGUCAUUGCAGUCACAGUACCUAUGCAAGAUAGCUUUGCUCUUAACGUUAUGCUACAGAGCUGGUUGAGAUGGACCACCAUGCAAACUAAUGUAGGCUAGUACAAGCUUAAUGGGUUUAACGCUGCUAAAGCAUCUGAUAAAAUGGAAAAUGCAUGAUAUGAUGAAUUGCGUCCUACAAAUUGUUGUCCAAAUUAAGGUUGCCCUCCACUCUCAUUCCUCUACACUUUGAUUAAUGGGGACCUAAGAACCGCCAUUGGUUUUCUUGAUUGAAACUUAAAUUCUGCUCCUGAGAAAAUCUGGAAAGUAAACAUCAUUUGCCAUGCGUAUCAGUUUCUGCCAGGGCCUGUUAACUGGUGCCAUCAUCCUCAACCUACUCAUUCUGUACUAUGUGUCCCGGGCCCAGCAGCAAAUGAUGGAAAAGAGGAAGGAGCUUGGCAGGGGUUCGAGGAGGGCUGCCCCACCAGCCUCCGGUCUUGGGGGAGGCCUUGGGAUAUUUGUAGGUGCUGGAGGUGAGCCCGGAGUGGUUGGAGUGGAGGGACACAGUCGUAGCCCACGUGUGACUGUUCUUCUUCGGGAGUUUGAAAACUUUGAGAAUUAUGUUGGGGAUGUGGCUAGUUCCUUCCUCCAUCAGAGACCUGAGCUUCCUUUCCUGGCUGUAGCUGACACACCCCCAUAUCCUCCCCUGGUGCUUCCAGAUGGGGCUCGGCAUCUAGUGCUCUCCCCAAGCCCGGAUCAGCCACCCCAAGCUCACAGGCCAGAGUUCCAUGUCCAGACAGAGUUUGUGCUGCUGGUGCCUGAUGGGGUGGAGCUGGAGCAACCUCGGGCUAUCGAGAGGCUGAUCAGGGAGUUGGAAGGUGAGGGCGGGGGGCCUGUGAGGCUCGUAGCUGCACCUGUGCUGGCGCGAUCUGCUGUGCAGUGUCUCCACCUGCGAGUGAACCUCAGAGAGUGGACAGCCACAUACUCUCUGGCUGCGUCUGGGAGCAGUGGGAGUGUGUGUACAGCUUUACAAGGAGAUGCAGUUGUCCUCAUUCGCACUGAGGAUCUGUUCAACCUCUCUGUCCCUCUGGGGCGGCCUCUCUUCUCCUCGCUUUUUAUCCAGACAGCCCUGAGGGGCUGGAAGGUUAAGCUGCUGGAGAGCCCCUGUUUCUCUGCAAAUCACCGGCCCCUCUUCAGCUCCGCCCACAAUCAGUGGAAGGCUGACACUCGCGUAAAGGAGGCAUCUGCGAAGCUAAUGAAGAGCUUUGGUUUGAAGCGUCUCCUGCUGCCUGAUGGGAAAGAACAGUGGUAUGGCUGCAGCAAAGAAACACCUCGCUGCUUUGGCACUGUUCAGGAUGACACCCCAGACUACCUUUAUCUGGAUCGCUGGACACCUCCCUGUUGUCUGCGAGCACUCAGAGAAACCACCAAGUAUGUUAUCAAUAUCCUGGAAAGCUCAGGUGUGCGCUACUGGCUAGAGGGGGGGACUUUGCUAGGUGCCGUCCGCCAUCAGGACAUCAUCCCAUGGGAUUAUGACGUGGACCUGGGCAUCUACCUGGAGGAUGUACCCAACUGUGAUCACUUGAAGAACCUGGAUUCAGGUUCCCUUGUGGAUGCUAAUGGCUAUGUCUGGGAACGUGCAGUGGAAGGAGACUUCUACAGAGUCCAGUACAGCGAGGCUAACCACCUGCAUGUUGACUUGUGGCCGUUCUAUCCACGUAACGGUGUCAUGACCAAAGACACCUGGACAGAGCACAAACAAGAUGUGGAGUUCCCGGAGCACUUCCUGCAGCCACUGGUACCCAUGGCUUUUGCUGGCAUCACCGCCUACAGCCCCAACAACCACCGAGCAUUCCUGGAGCUCAAGUUUGGAGAGGGGGUGAUUGAGAACCCCCAGUACCCCAACCCUGCAAAAAAGAGGCUGGACAGAAGCAAAUUAUGAGUGAUAAUAGAGACUGUUUGUUUACUUAACAACACAGGAAGUCUUGCCUCAACGUUUUGUUUGUUUGUUUGUUUUUUUUGCUGCUGAAAAACAGCCUAGAAGUUGAUGCCUGUAAACUAAUAUGGUGCCAAAACAACUGCACAACAGUAUAAUCACAUGCCUGGUCAAUUUUACUUUCUUCCUGUUGUCAGUAUUUGGAUGUAAAGUCUAAUGUCAGACUCUUUUUAUUCUUUGUGAGUGGUGACAGUUUUGGUGCAUUGACAUCAGGCAAACCUUUGAGAGAGUGUUUUUACUACAUGUCGUGCGUGUUCUACAGUAUAAAUAUGACUGUAAAGAUGAUAAAUACUUUGAAAUGAUACAGAUAUUGGUUUAUUGUUAAAGUUACAGUGUACAUUAUCUUUAUUUAAGGUACUGAACAGAUGUUUAUACAUUUCUCGACUGUGGUGCAUUGUUUUGCACAUUUUAUGAAUGAAUGUUAUGUAUAUUGAGGCCAUUUGGUACCCAACAAUUGUAGUGUGGUGGAAUAAAAUACACUGUUGUUUAUCUUAUUACUGUUCUCAUAAGGAGAGGAUGUAAUGUGUCUGUCAGGCAUUAAUAUUCAUUUAAAAACUUUAAAUGUUGACUGAAUAUGUGAAUGAAUAUAAACCUUUUGCUCAGCUAUGUGUGUUACUACUGGGCACCCAUUAUGUACUGACUGAAAUAGAAUUUCAGUUCAGCAGAUAAUUCAAAGAAAGCAUUUUAGAAGAGGCACUACACAUUAAACAACACACCAGCUCCUCUGUAGUGUUGUUACUUGAGUGUAUAAUGGUGUCACUACAUUUCAUGUACUGCUAAAAUAAAUGAAU
This is a messenger RNA of Monopterus albus (swamp eel), 2973 nucleotides long. RefSeq names its product fukutin related protein (gene fkrp). The transcript has 2 exons. Bases 530 to 2128 code for a protein of 532 amino acids. Gene Ontology annotation, cellular component: Golgi apparatus. Gene Ontology annotation, biological process: protein O-linked glycosylation via mannose. The record is from RefSeq and is a predicted model, not a curated record. NCBI's taxonomy places the organism in Eukaryota, Metazoa, Chordata, Actinopteri, Synbranchiformes, Synbranchidae.